Molecule: messenger RNA, 3051 nt
Organism: Magnolia sinica
Lineage: Eukaryota; Viridiplantae; Streptophyta; Magnoliopsida; Magnoliales; Magnoliaceae
Product: receptor-like protein 7
Exons: 1
Coding region: 1-3051 (1016 amino acids)
Molecular function (GO): protein binding
Source: RefSeq, a predicted model, not a curated record
AUGGCUCUCCUCUCUUCUAAAAACCCAUCAUUUCUUAUCAUCUCCCUUGCUUUGUGCUCCUUCCUUUUCCCGUCUUUUGUCUUUGCAACCCAACAAUGCAACCAUCAUCACUUCACUGCGUUGCUCCACCUCAAGCGUAGCUUUCACUUCACUGAUGGUUCCUUCACGAAUCUCUCCUCAUGGAAUUGGAACAAUACCGAUUGCUGCUCUUGGGAAGGCAUCACGUGUGAUGGAGCCACUGGUCACGUGAUCAGCCUCAACCUCAGCGGCCUCUGGAUCUCAGGUAGUAUUGAUUCUAAAAGCCUCUUCCGUCUUGGGAGCCUGAAGAGCCUCAACCUGGCAGGCAAUGAUUUUGUUCCCUCUCUAAUCCCUUCUGGGUUUGACCAGCUAAUCAGUUUGGUCCAUCUCAACCUCUCUUCUCUCAGAUUUUAUGGCCAAAUUCCGCUGGAAAUCUCCCGCUUGACUAGUUUGGUUUCUCUCGAUAUUUCUUUUAAUUAUUUUAUCAAUGAUUCUAGACUUGUACCCUUGAAACUUCAAAAGCCAAGCAUCGGAACACUCGUCCAAAACCUCUCGAGUCUGAGAGAACUACAUCUAGACAAUGUAAACAUCUCAGCGCAGGGUAGCGAGUGGGGUCAGGCCUUGUUCUUGUCACUCCCUCAUCUACGCAAGCUGACGUUACAAUAUUGUAGUCUUUCAGGCCCUAUCCAUUCUUCCCUUUCCCAACUCCGUUUCCUAUCUGAACUCGACCUCAGUGGAAACAAACUCUCUUCUGUGAUGCCCAACUUUAUAGGGAACUUCUCUUCCUUGACCUCACUGGGCCUUAGAGACUGCAGAUUGCAUGGAAAUUUCCCUGAGAGUAUUUUCAAGCUGCCAAACCUACAAGUCCUCGACAUGUCGGGCAAUCCACUUCUGGCUGGCAAUUUACCAGAGUUCCCUCAAAACAGUACUCUACAGAAAUUGAUACUGUCAAAUUCUGGAUUUUCAGGAAAGUUGCCAGAUUCCCUCAGUAAUCUCAAAUUCUUGAAUCAAUUACACCUGUGGAAUUGUAGCUUGUCUGGAUCAUUACCAUCCUCACUUUGGAACCUUACCAAACUGCAGUUCUUGGAUCUUUCAUCGAAUAGAUUGAGCGGACCAAUUCCUUCUUCUCAGGGAAAUGAGCUUCUGAAUCUCAAAGAGAUCAUGUUAUGGAACAAUUUUCUCAAUGGGAGCAUUCCAUCAUCAUUGUUUUCACUGCCUUCGUUACAGGCACUGGAUCUCUCAGGUAACCAACUUACAGGUCAACUUGGGGAGUUCCACAAUGCCUCUUCUUCAGAGCUGGAGUACAUCUAUUUGCAUGAAAAUAACUUGCAUGGUAUUAUUCCAAGAUCGGUCUUUCAACUUAGGAAGCUUCAAACUCUUUACCUUUAUUUCAACAAUUUCAGUGGUGUGGUGGAUGUAGGUUUAUUUCAAAACCUCAAAAACCUUUAUGGCCUCGAUCUUUCAGAUAACAACUUGUCAGUCCAAGAUAGUGGUGGCAAUUCAACCUUUCUCUCCUUCCCCCAGAUUGAAAAUUUAGGGUUGCGUUCUUGUAACAUCAGGGCAUUUCCAAAUUUCUUGAGAAAUCAAGAGGUGUUGAAUCAAUUGGACCUUUCAAACAAUAAAAUUAGUGGUCAAAUACCCAAAUGGAUAUGGGAGGUUGGGAAUGGGGUUUUAUACUCUUUAAAUCUUUCUCACAAUGUUCUGCAGGGAAUGGAACCACCAACUCCCCAUCUUUCGAGUGCCUUGCAAAUUCUUGACCUUAGCUUCAACAUGCUUGAAGGCUCACUUCCAAUCCCAUCACCAUCGAUCUUUUUCUUUUCGGUUUCAAACAAUAGCCUCCAUGGAGAAAUCCCUCUUUCAAUCUGCAAUGCAACAUCCCUAUCCGUCCUUGAUUUAUCUUACAAUCACUUCAUUGGUCAGAUUCCAUUGUGUUUGGGUGAGAUUGGUGAUACCCUUAGUGUGUUGAAUCUUCAAGGAAAUGCUUUCAAUGGCACCUUGCUUCAGGCAUUUAAGGAGGGAUGUAAUAUACAAACACUUGACCUAAGUGGAAAUCAACUCGAAGGUCGAUUACCGAGGUCUUUGGCCAAUUGCAAAAAGUUGGAGGUAUUAAACCUUGGAAACAAUCAAAUAAAUGACACCUUCCCAUCGUGGGUAGAAGCUUUGCCCCAAUUGCGCAUUCUUGUCUUGAAAUUCAAUAAAUUUUAUGGCUCCAUUACACUUCCAAAAACAAAUCAGAGUUUCCCAAUGUUGCAGAUCAUUGAUCUCUCUUCUAAUAGUUUUGUGGGUGGUUUGCCAUCAAGUAUAUUUCAGAGUUGGAAGACAAUGACUGAGGAGGAUGAAUCUCAAUCUAAGUUCCUUCAUAGAACCCUAGAUGCACCAGGGAAUAUGGUAUACUAUCAAGAAUCGGUGAUAUUAAUGAUCAAAGGACAAGAAAGGGAGCUAACAAAAAUCCUAACCAUCUUCACAGCAGUUGAUUUAUCAAACAACUAUUUUCAUGGGGAUAUUCCAAAAUCUAUAGGGAAUUUAAAGUCGCUCCGUUUGCUCAAUAUGUCGCACAACAGUUUCACAGGCCAAAUUCCAACAUCAUUGGAGAACCUAGCGGUGCUUGAAUCAUUGGAUCUAUCACAAAACAAUAUCUCGGGAGAAAUUCCUUGGCAACUGACAAAGCUAACAUUUCUCUCGAUAUUGAACCUUUCACAAAACCACCUUGUGGGAAGCAUACCACAAAAUAAUCAGUUUUUUACAUUCACAAAUGAAUCCUUCCAAGGAAACUCAGGAUUAUGUGGACUUCCACUAUCAAGAAAAUGCAUUGCACCACCAUCAAUAAUGCCAACAUUUGAAGAUACAAAUUCAGAGUUGGACUGGAAAUUCAUGUGGAUAGGAUUUGGAGUCGGGCAUGGCGUAGGAAUGGGAGUUCUUUUCUGGACUCUAACAUUAUGGACAAAGGGAAGGACUGAAUACAACAAAUUUAUAGAUGGGAUGCUUUCAUUGAUUCUUCCCUCUACAAUAUUUUCUCUAAAGCGCCGACCAUAA